AUGUCUGACAAAAGUGACUUAAAAGCUGAGCUGGAGCGAAAGAAGCAGCGGUUAGCCCAGAUCAGGGAGGAGAAGAAACGGAAGGAAGAGGAACGGAAAAAGAAAGAGGCUGACCUGCAGCAGAAGAAGGAGCCGGCUCAGGAAGAUUCGGACUUGGACCGUAAGCGGAGGGAGACCGAGGCGCUGCUUCAGAGCAUCGGCAUCUCGCCGGAGCCGCCGCUAGUGCAGUCGCUGCAUUUUGUAACAUGGGAUACCUGUUAUUUUCAUUAUUUAGUCCCAACCCCUAUGUCUCCCUCCUCGAAAUCAGCGAGCACACCUAGCGAGGCCGGCAGCCAAGAUUCCGGAGACCUGGGACCGCUGACCAGGACCCUGCAAUGGGACACUGACCCCUCAGUGCUGCAGCUCCAGACAGACUCAGAAAUUGGGCGGAGACUGCAUAAGCUUGGUGUGUCCAAGGUGACUCAAGUGGACUUCUUGCCCAGAGAAGUAGUAUCCUACUGCAAGGAGACACAGACCCCACUGGACACACACCAGUCAGAAGAGAGAGAGAGAGAGAGAGAGAUUCUUGAGAGCAAAGAAAUUGAGCGCAGCUCCCUGGAAUCAUGCCCCAAAGACCAAGAGAUCCAGGCUGCCCCUCCCAGGGAGCUGACGGAGGAGGAAAAGCAGCAGAUCCUGCACUCGGAGGAGUUCCUCAUCUUCUUCGACCGGACCAUUCGGGUCAUCGAGCGCGCCUUGGCCGAAGACUCGGACAUCUUCUUCGACUACAGCGGCCGGGAGCUGGAGGAGAAGGACGGGGAUGUCCAAGCCGGGGCAAACCUUUCCUUCAAUCGCCAGUUCUAUGAUGAGCAUUGGUCAAAGCACCGGGUGGUCACCUGUAUGGACUGGUCUCUCCAGUACCCAGAGCUGAUGGUGGCAUCUUAUAACAGCAAUGAGGAUGCGCCCCACGAGCCUGAUGGAGUGGCCUUGGUCUGGAACAUGAAGUUCAAAAAGACUACACCUGAGUACAUUUUCCACUGCCAGUCUUCAGUGAUGUCCGUCUGUCUAGCGCGCUUCCAUCCCAACCUGGUGGUGGGUGGUACCUACUCUGGCCAGAUAGUCCUCUGGGAUAACCGCAGUCACCGGGGGACGCCAGUGCAGCGGACGCCCUUGUCUGCAGCUGCACACACGCACCCCGUCUACUGUGUCAAUGUGGUAGGCACCCAGAAUGCUCACAACCUCAUCACUGUCUCCACCGAUGGCAAGCUGUGCUCCUGGAGCCUGGACAUGCUCUCUACACCACAGGAGAGCAUGGAGCUGGUGUACAACAAAUCCAAACCGGUGGCUGUCACAGGGAUGGCCUUCCCCACAGGAGAUGUCAACAACUUUGUGGUGGGCAGCGAGGAGGGCACGGUCUACACAGCCUGCCGUCAUGGAAGCAAGGCUGGCAUUGGGGAGGUCUUCGAGGGACACCAAGGACCAGUGACAGGAAUCAACUGCCACAUGGCUGUGGGCCCCAUUGACUUCUCUCACCUCUUUGUCACCUCCUCAUUCGACUGGACAGUCAAGCUGUGGAGCACCAAGCACAACCGGGCUCUCUACUCCUUUGAGGACAACGCCGACUAUGUCUACGACGUCAUGUGGUCCCCUGCGCACCCCGCGCUCUUCGCCUGCGUGGACGGCAUGGGUCGCUUGGAUCUGUGGGACCUGAACAGCGACACUGAGGUCCCAACGGCUAGUGUAGCUGUGGAGGGGGCCUCUGCCCUCAACCGUGUCCGCUGGGCCCAUACUGGCAAGGAGGUGGCCGUGGGGGAUUCCGAAGGCCGCAUCUGGAUCUACGAUGUGGGAGAGCUCGCUGUUCCUCAUAACGAUGAAUGGACCCGGUUUGCUCGGACCCUGGUGGAGAUCCGAGCCAACAGAGCGGACAGCGAGGAGGAAGGGGCCGCGGAACUGGCUGCCUAGAGAAGAGCCGGGCCGGCCCGGGCUGCCUCGCCGGCGGUGGGCGCACGCCCAUUCUCCCGCAGGGCAGGGCGUCUGCCUUUGGGGAGUCUCCCCGUGUCCUCCGUGGAUCUGGUGUUACUGUGGCUUGCUUCGCGUGCUCCCUGCAUUCAUUAAAGCAUCCGCCCACCCCGCGCCUCGUGAGCCUAGACCAGCCAGAGCAUUCCUAGACUUUAUAUUUAUGUCUCCCAAGUCAAAAGCCGGGAAAAGGGAAACUAAACCUUUAUGGAUUUUAUGGUUGCCGUGUUUAAGAGCUAGGAGCCGGGAUCCACCCGGAGCUCCCGGGAGCCGAGUGGGAAGGAUCGUGUGCGGCUGCGGCGCGCUGCGCCCGCCCGGGGCGAGGUCCUUGGGGACGCCUUAGGAAUGUGCUUCCCGCCCCUCGCUGCUCCUUAUUUAU
Molecule: messenger RNA, 2371 nt
Organism: Trichosurus vulpecula (common brushtail)
Lineage: Eukaryota; Metazoa; Chordata; Mammalia; Diprotodontia; Phalangeridae
Gene: DYNC1I1
Product: dynein cytoplasmic 1 intermediate chain 1
Exons: 18
Coding region: 1-1938 (645 amino acids)
Biological process (GO): transport along microtubule
Cellular component (GO): cytoplasmic dynein complex
Molecular function (GO): dynein heavy chain binding; dynein light chain binding
Source: RefSeq, a predicted model, not a curated record